Molecule: messenger RNA, 1665 nt
Organism: Dictyostelium discoideum AX4
Lineage: Eukaryota; Evosea; Eumycetozoa; Dictyosteliales; Dictyosteliaceae
Exons: 1
Coding region: 1-1665 (554 amino acids)
Source: RefSeq, a predicted model, not a curated record
AUGACUACACAUCAUAGAGUUAGAAGUAGUAGUAAUAGUAGUAGUAAUAAUAUUAAUAAUAAUAAUAAUAAUAACAAUAAUAAUAAUAUACAUCAGUUAUCAUCAUCUAGGACAAUGAUAGAUCAUCAUAAUAGUGAUCCUACUUCAUCUUCAUCACCAACCAAUGAAAGUCAAAUUCAUCAUUUUUCAAAUUCAAAUUAUAAUUAUAAUUAUGAUGAUGUUGAUGACUCGACAAUAAAUUCAAAUAGUACAAAUAAUAAUAAUAAAAAUCGCAAUAUACAAAAUAAUAAUAACCAAAAUAUUUCAAAUAAUCGUGAUAAUAAUAAUAAUAAUAUAAAUUCAAAUUUAAAUAAUCAAACAAAUUUAAUAAAUUAUAAUGAUGAUGAAGAUUAUGAUGAAGAUUAUGAAAGAGAAAUUGAAGAUGAUGAAGAAUAUGAAGAGAUCGGAGAUGAAGAGAGUAGUAGUGGAAUUGGUGGUGAUUCAGAAUUUAAUGAUUCUUUGAAUGGAUCAAAGGCUGGUAGUAGAAAUAGAGAGAUUUGGAUCAAUCCAAAUAUUGAAUUAAUGUUAAAGAUUGCACUAUCCACUACAAAGAACCCCUAUUAUUAUCAUAAUAUCGCCAAGAAGCUUGAAGAAAUGGUCGGCCGUCCAAUCUCUGAAAAAUUGGUUCGUUCUCAAAUGACAAAUCUCUUGGGUAAAAAUUCAAAGUUUUUUAAACAUCCCUAUAGAGAAAUUAAAUCAAAACCUGGUAUCCCAAAAUCUUUAAUAAAUUCUCAUAAUCUUAGAGAGAAGCAAAUCUGGGAAAGUUGUAAAAAUUUAAUUACCGAAAUUAAAUCAAGUCCAAAUUAUUAUUCAAUUGGUGGUGGUUCAUUUCCAACAAAUAAUAAUAAUCAUAAUAAUGCUUCUGGUGCAUCAUCUUCAACUUCAACUCCUUCAACUUCAUCUGCUUCUUCACCUGCUUCAUCAUCUUCAUCAUUGUCUUCAUUAAGUAAUAAUAAUAAUAAUAAUAACAAUAAUAAUAAUAAUAAUAACAAUAGUAAUAGUAUUAAUAAUUCCAAUAAUGCCCAUAGUAUAUAUCCAAAUGGUAGUAAUAGUGGAAAUUCAAAAAAUUCAUCAUCAUCAUCAUCAUCAUCAUCAUCAAACAAUGGAAAUUGUUCAUCAAAUUAUCCAUCACCACCAUUAUCUGAAAAUCAUUUAUCAUUAUCAUUGCCAUCAAUUUCAAAAUCUCAUAGUAAUAAUACUGGUAGUUUUGGAUUUAGUUUAUCAAGUCCUACUACCUCUAGUAGUAACAAUAGCAGCAAUAACAACAACAACAACAACAAUAGUAAUCAAUUCUUUUCAUCAAUUUCUGAUCAACAACCUUCUAAAAAAUUACAUGUUGUAUCACCACCAUUACAAUCAUUACAAUCAAUUCAACCACCAAUUUCACAACUUAAUAAUAAUAAUAAUAAUCACCACAAUAAUCACCACCAAAAUCAUCACCAUCAAAAUCACAAUCAUCAACAUCAUUCAAAAAAAAGAAAAAUUAGAUCCUAUGAUUCAAAACACUUGGAAAAAUUCCAGGUAAUUAGAGAGAAAGUUAUUGAAACACUUUCUGAAAUUGAUGAUAUAAUCAAUUCAAUGAAAAAUGAUUCCGAUAAUGAUAAUAGUGAAUUCGAGGAUUGUUAA